UCAAAUGUUCGGUUGUAAUUUAUGCAUUUGUGAAAAACUUAGUACCUACGGUGAAUUUUAAUUACUGUUUUAAUUCCAAUAUAAUUCGGUUGUAAAACACUAUUUUUAAUAGCCUAAUGCUUUCUAUAUUUAAAAUGUGUGAAAAGUUCUCAGUAUUUAUUAUUAUUCUGACCCGCUCCCGAUCGCUAAACCCACACAUAGGAACCUCCCUGAUAAGCACAGAUAGCUGGGUUUGUUGUUCACACAUCGCAUGGGAUUCGGAGGGGGGUUGGCCGAGCCAGAGUUCUUAUCAAUCCUCCCGUCUGUUUUUGGUCAUCGCCGGCGGCGGGCACACAGUUGCCGUUCCACCAGCGGAAAGUGCAGUACUCGCAGUCCGCGUAAUUACCCCAUUAAAUAAUGUCGGCAAUCGGAAAGAUCGGGUUCCUGGGAGGCGGGAAUAUGGCCAAGGCCUUGGCUAAGGGUUUCCUAGCCGCAGGCCUGGCCAAACCCAAUACCCUGAUAGCCAGCGUUCAUCCGGCAGAUAAGCUCUCGCUGCAGUCCUUCCAAUCCCUAGGCGUGGAAACAGUGGUCAAGAAUGCACCCGUUGUGCAGCAAUCGGAUGUGGUCUUCGUGUCCGUGAAACCCCAAGUGGUUCCCUCGGUUUUGUCGGAGAUCCAGCCACUGAGCUCCGGCAAGCUAUUCCUUUCCGUGGCCAUGGGCAUCACUCUGUCCACCAUCGAGACCAGUUUAUCUCCACAGGCUCGUGUGAUCCGUGUGAUGCCGAAUCUGCCAGCAGUGGUGUGUUCUGGCUGCUCUGUUUUUGUUCGUGGAUCCAAGGCCACCGAUGCAGAUGCGGAGAUCACGCAGAAACUGCUGCAGUCCGUGGGCACUUGUGAGCCGGUGGAUGAGUCCCAGUUGGAUGUGGUUACUGCUCUGAGCGGAAGUGGACCGGCCUACGUGUUCGUGAUGAUUGAGGCCUUGGCGGAUGGUGCCGUUCACAUGGGAAUGCCCAGGGAUCUGGCCUAUCGCCUGGCAUCCCAAACAGUCCUGGGCGCAGGUCACAUGGUGCGGGAUAGUGGUAUGCAUCCCGGGCAACUCAAGGAUGGCGUCACAAGCCCGGCGGGAUCGACAGCUGCGGCGCUCAGACAACUUGAGCUGUCAGGUUUUCGGGCAGCUGUGUCCGGAGCGGUGGAACAGGCGACGCUGCGGUGCCGGCAAAUCUCGGGAAAGACGGCUUAGGCACAUAGGCUUAUACACAUACGUACAUUGGGGUGGGUCAAUUUUGUUAAUAAACUAAUAGUAGCUAUA
Messenger RNA from Drosophila erecta, 1287 nucleotides. It is a transcript of the gene P5cr-2, whose product is annotated as pyrroline-5-carboxylate reductase 3. The transcript is spliced from 3 exons. NCBI's taxonomy places the organism in Eukaryota, Metazoa, Arthropoda, Insecta, Diptera, Drosophilidae. Bases 397 to 1218 code for a protein of 273 amino acids. The record is from RefSeq and is a predicted model, not a curated record. Gene Ontology annotation, biological process: L-proline biosynthetic process. Gene Ontology annotation, molecular function: pyrroline-5-carboxylate reductase activity.